AUGGGCUCCCAAGCCGACGCGUGUCUAUGUGAGCGCUCGUCCGCGCGUGCGAGGAGGACGGCGGCAGAGGGAAGAGGACGAAGCGUCCCCUCCCCCCACCCCCGCACACGCACACCGCGCCGGGGUCACGCACACACGCGCGUCGCACACGCCAAACGGAAUAGACGUAGGCCGCGGCCAUUAACAAAAUCGGCAGCGGGCCGCGCCGGCUCCCAGACGGCGUCCAAAAUAAACACUGAACGGGGCGAAGUUUUAUUGAAAUAUCCGUGCAAAGCUUACGCGGACGGCGUGGAAAUGAGGCGGGAGCUUUUCCGGGCGGACUCUUCGCGAGCUACCGCUAGCGCCAUCUGCCGUCGGGUAGCGGAACCGUCGCGGAUUCGUCGCCUACGACUAUCUCAGUUCCAACUCUACGAAAAGAAAAGUAACGUUCGACGUGAA
Molecule: messenger RNA, 438 nt
Organism: Iphiclides podalirius (scarce swallowtail)
Lineage: Eukaryota; Metazoa; Arthropoda; Insecta; Lepidoptera; Papilionidae
Source: the annotation of a GenBank genome assembly